Branchiostoma belcheri (Belcher's lancelet) is the source of this 5908-nucleotide messenger RNA. RefSeq names its product amyloid beta A4 precursor protein-binding family B member 1-interacting protein-like. The transcript is spliced from 18 exons. Gene Ontology annotation, cellular component: plasma membrane; cytosol. Bases 233 to 3547 code for a protein of 1104 amino acids. Lineage: Eukaryota; Metazoa; Chordata; Leptocardii; Amphioxiformes; Branchiostomatidae. The record is from RefSeq and is a predicted model, not a curated record. Gene Ontology annotation, biological process: signal transduction.
UGCUUUCGUAGGGAUAGUCUUUCCAGGAGAGAUACCCAUCUCUCUGAGUCAGUCCCGGAAGCCACGAUUUUAUUGGCAAGUCUGGCCUCAUCUUGGCUGGCCUAUAUCAAUCUUACGGCACUUGUUAUGGGGAUCGAUCUAGUUACGGCGUGGUAGAUGGGUGAUGGCGGAUGGGGCUUUGCACGUCGCCGGCUUAAAGGACAGCUGACGGUCACCAGUAGCAACAGAGGCCAUGUUGAAGUGGAGGUUUAAGAGUAUGAAGGGAGGACUGAGGAAACCGAGGUCAAGCCUCCGCAACCGCGGAAUGACCGUGGACCAGGCGCGAGCGGCGGGGAAGGUAAAAAAGCGGGUACGAUGGCGGCUUGAACCAGAAGUAGCGAGCGAUCCCGAUACGCUGUCCGGGGACGAGAUGGACGCGGAACCGGACUCGGACCAUGAGGGGGAUCUGGACAAGAUGUUCUCGGAUUGGUUGGGGGAGCUGGACAAAAUGACGAAGUCGUUAGAUGUGUCCACAUCCAUGGAGGCAAAACCCAAGUCCCCUCCCCCUCCUGCUCCCCCCAAACCCAAGCACAUGGACAACUGGAGAUUUUCAACCAUUAACCUGGAAACGACUGGUGACACCGAACUCGAUGCCUUACUCGGGGACCUGUGCGCGAUACAGCAAGACCUCAGCGACACUAUGGGUACUACACAACCUACAACCCCUCCCAAACCACCAACAAAGGUCGUACAACAACAACAACAACAACAACAACAACAGCAAGUUAGUUCUACUAUCACAGAAGUACACCAGACUGUCGUAACCAAAGACGUGAAAAUGGCCGUUGCAAACGGGAGCGUAACAGACAGACUUGAGGGUGUGAGCGUCGCGGAGCCUGGGAGGAUAGCGCCACCACAACUGCCUGCUGCUCAAAGUGCUAUUCUUACCCAACAGAGAGUGGAACCGUCACAGGUACAGCAAAGGACAGAAAGCGAAGAGAGCGAUCCGGACGCAAAGCUGGACGAUUUGUUGUCGCAGCUGGAGGUCGGGGUUACGCAGGAGGGCGCAGGGGUCACGACGAGGCCGCCGCGACCGCCGCAGAAGGUACUGAGCAUCAGGAGCGAAGAUUCCGCCUUCACGGAGGAAGAGGACAGUUCUUUGAAGAAAGGGCCUCUUAGUCCUUUGUCGGGAAGCGUGAAACAUCGUUUGGACAGCCUGAAGGAUGAACUGGACACAGUUGAACAGCUCACUGAGCUGAAAUUGAUGGACAGGGAAGCCUCCAAAAUCAUCCAAUCCAUAGAGUGCCGCCCGCCCGCCACUCUGACAGAGUCGUCGCAUAAUGCUAACAUCACUAAGCACCCAACAUUUGUUGCUGAACAAAAAGCAGAGAAAGUAAAGGCAGAAAAAAUUCGGAUAGCUCUGGAGAAGAUCAAGGAGGCAAGCGUGCAGAAGCUUGUAGUGAAAGUCUUCAUGGAUGACGGGAACUCCAAGACGCUGCUGGUCGAUGAGACCAUGAAGUGUUACCACGUCAUUGUCCAGCUGGUGGACAAGAACCACUGCGACCCUGGACCUGACUGGACACUCGUGGAGCAGAUACCCGACCUCUACAUGGAGCGUGUGCUAGAGGACCAUGAGCCCUUGGUGCAGGUGCUGCUGAACUGGACACGAGACACCAACAACAAACUGCUGUUCCUGGAGAGACGGGACAAGUACCUGUUCUUCAGGGAACCACAGUUCUUCCUUAUUGAUGAGACCGAGUCUGAAGCCUCUUUGGAGCUGGCUCAACAGGGCAAAGAUCAGCUUCUAGAGGAGUUUCUUGCCUCUGGAAAGGGUAUCCCAGAGUUGGAGGGAAUCAUGUACCUGAAGUCAGAUGGAAAGAAGUCGUGGAAGAAAUACUUCUUCAUGCUCAGAGCCUCCGGACUGUACUACAACCCCAAGGGUAAAGCUAAGUCAUCUCGAGACCUGGCCUGCCUGGUACAGUUUGACCAUGUUAACGUCUACUAUGGUCUCAACUUCAAGAAGAAAUACAAGGCACCAACUGACUUCUGCUUUGCACUGAAGCACCCUCAGAUCCAGGCCAAGUCCAAGUACAUCAAAUAUUUCUGCUGUGAGGAGGACAGGGACAUGUGGCACUGGGUCAUGGGUAUCAGGAUGGCUAAGUAUGGAGACCAGUUGUACCAGAACUUUCAGGAAAUGCAGCAGGACAUCUCGCGAGCGUUACCGCCCAGCGGAACGACAGCGACUAUCCAGCGCUCGGCGACCAACGACUCGGCCAUGGGGUCCAGCAUCAGUCUGCAGUCCACGGGGAGCUCUAGCAGCAGUGUCAGCAGCUCCACUCUGUCUUCCCAAGGUUUUUCCGGUGAACAGAAGACAGGAAGGCGCAGUGUUGGGGACGCCUUCUCAGAGGCAUGGAAGAAAGGGGAAACCCAGCACGUCAUUCAGGCCAAGUCGGAGCCGAUGUCGCCCACGUCCCCUGGCGGGAGGUCAGCGACCUUGUCCAUCUCCAGUACGGGCAGCUGGGGCGAGAACCAGCGCUUAAGCCUGCCACCAAGGGAUUCUGGGAGAAAAACCAGUGGGGACAGACAGCCACGCCCACAUUCUACCAAAGAUCAGGCGGUCACGUUAAUGAAAGAACUGGAACAAGUUCGGUCCGUUGGGCCCAGCCACUCGGUGUCAGUCCAGAGACCACCCAUCCCGCCACCUUUCCAUCUACAACAACAACAACAACAACAACAGGACCCCCAGGAGGUCUAUGAAGUCAUGGCACCCCAGGUGUACGAACCCAUGAUCAAGCAGUCAUCCCCGUCGGCUAAACCCAAGGCGUAUGUACCACAAGGUGGAACAGCCACGCCCAUGUUGCAUGCUGCUGUUCCCAGCACUGGCCGACCUCCCUCCACUGGUGUUCCAUCAGCCGGUCCCCUCCCCUCCCCUGCAGCCACCGUACAGCCACAGAGGGCAAUCAUCAACACGGCAAUCAUACAGCAGAGAAACUCCUUAAGAAAAAGCGACGGAUUCCAGGACCUUCCUCCUCCCCCGCCCCCUCCGAAAGAAGGCGCUCCUCACCCGCCGAUAGUUCAGGUUAGCGUACAGAGAACCCCCAGCCUACCGCCGCAGCGGUCCCAGCCUCCGUUAGCACCGAAACACGCUGGUUCCCUUCCCAUGGGCAUCGUACCUCCCCAGGCUCAGCCGCCUCCUGUCGCUGCCAAGCCAACGUCAGGGACGGUAAAACGCGAGACGAAGCUACCUCCUCCACCACCGCCGAAACGAAGCCAAGAGACAAAACUGACAGCGGAACAACAACAACAACAACAACCUCAGGCCGCCGGUCGGGCGACACCAGCCCUGUCCCUGAUAGCUGAUCUGAGGAAGACACUGGAGAAACAACAGCAGAAGAUUGCAGAUGCUGAACAACAACAACAACAAGCGGUGACUCCAAAAACUCCUGACCUCCCUCCCCCUCCUCCUGAGUUCCUAGAAGGGCUGCCAAGUAACAAACCUUCAGUCAAGAAGAAGCCACCACCGCCACCUAAGAGGAGUGAGCAGACCUAUCUUUCUGGGAACAAGUGAUGCAUCGACCACCCCUCUUGUAGAAUGGUUUCAGCCUUUCCCACAUCAUGUAGAGGUCUUGGUCAGACUUCUACAUUUGUGUAGGGGGUAGGGAUGUGUUUUCCAAGUAAAUAUGUACUGCUACUUCAUACAUUGCUGAAAUUUUCACUCAAAUUUGUUACCUUCAUUCAUAAGACAACACAUGUUGAUUGUAAGGAAUAUUAUGUAGACUGUGGCCCCAAAAAAUCCAUGACCCUAAGUUGGCGUUUAUUCAGGUACACACGUAUUUAGAUAUUUCAUUCAAAUUAUUACUGAGGAUGGUUUUCAACUUUUUCAUACAUUGUUGUCCAUACAGUCACUGAGUAUGCUUAUGGAAAAUACAGUGCCAUCCUCAAAAGCUUUGAAUCGAAUCCAAAAGAGCUGGAUCCCUCAAAAGGAAUUCUUUGUCAGCAAACAAGUCUGCCAAAUUUAGUAACAAGAAGGGCAGGGCAAAUGAAUUUUGUCUGACAUGUUAUAGUUUGUUGCUUACUGCAAUUCUUGUAAGUACUGUGAAUUCAUGACUAGAAAGAUGGGCAAGGAUUUAAGCUGAGACAACAAGCAAAUUUCAAUGUGUAAAUAGCUGAGGUGUUUGAGACAAUUUUCCAACAAAUGGACAAGUUUUUCCAAAAGGAUAAAGUAACAGUGGUACUAGUAAAGUACAUGUAUAUUUACCUGAAUCUCAGUCCUAGCAAGAGCAAAAGUGGUAGAUUAAGAUGAAUUUUUAUUAAAGAUUAUGUGAUAUGAAUUCUGGAGGUGACUGGAGAUGGUAUUUGCUACUGGGUGUUCCCAGUGCACUCAAAAACAUGGAACAGUAGUAAAAUGUUUGUGAAAAAAAAAACUUGGGGUAAACUUUGAAGUAAAGUAGAAUCACAUCAUUGAACAAGUGAGCGAUUUCCAUAUUUUUGUAUUGUUUUGAGAAAAUUUUACAAGACAAUUGUACAUAAGGAAUUGGGCGAAUGGAUUUUGAAUGUGUUAAUUGAAAUCAUAUUGAUUGUCGAAAAGUAGUACUUAGGUAAAAGUGACCGGUGUUUGUAUGAGGAUAUAUGUUGAAAUGGACAUAAGGUAACUGUGGUGUUUUCAGCCAAUAAAAAUGAAUUUUCAUUAGGUAGAUAGAUACCCAUGUUACAUGUGGUACAAGCAUCUGUUUAGUAAUGUCAGAUCUAUAAGUUAAACUAUAUCCAAGUACUUGUAACUAAACUAUUGGCCUAGUAAGGAAUAUACGGAAAGGUUGUCCAACAAACCAUGACAAUUUUUCUAUCACACACAUGCGUAUUUUGAUGUCACCCAAAACUAUUUGUACUUUAAACUGGUGCAUACUGUAUACAGGUUUGCAGUAUUGAGAAUUACCGGGAACCAUAUGGUAACAUUAAAAGUCUUGCCUUGUCACUUAACUGUUUUGUACAUACUGUUUUCCAAUUCAUAAAUUGUUGCCUAUAUGAAUAUGACCAAUUAAGAAUGUAAUUGGACGCGUUACUUAAAUGUGUUGUUUCUUUGAUUUAUUUUGUUAAUGACCUACUAGUUAGGAGGCAACCAAUUUUUCACUGUUAAGUUAAGUAAUGUCACCACUUCAUUUUAUAAACUAACAUUUGACAGAAAUUCAAGUCAUCCUUGGGAUUAUUACACUUUUUUAGAAUAUUUUGGUACAAAUUGUCCAUUGAAUACAAAACCUUAGUUACAUUUGUUGUUAGAUACAACAAGGCAUAUGAUAGACAUAAAAGUUAGUAGUAAAGGCACGUUUCAUGACUUCAUUAACUGUUAUUUAAACACAGCAACCCAUGAAAAAGCAGACUAACUAUUUUUUACACAAAUUUGCAGUCCAUAUUUUCUAUGUGGAUGUCUGUUGGUAACAGUAGUUUUCAAUACUGGCAUCAUGGUAGUCCUAUCUAUUUGCUAACUAUUGCAAAUGACAGAAUGUGUUUUUUGUCCUAUAAUUUACUGAUUGUUAUGACAAUCAUUGCUUAUUUAUCACAGUGAAGAUGUUAACUGGUAAUUUGGUGACUAGCACAUUAUGAAAUCUGUAUCCUUUCAUAUGUAUUAUAAACUGCUUGAGAAGACUCUUUGAAAAAUAUGAAAGGAAAAAUCUGAAUCAGAAUUUUGAAUGACAAAGUAAUUUUAGGACAGCCUCUGCAAAGAUGGUGCUGAUUCUGUUCAAAUUAUGAUACAACUUUGUAAUAUUGAAACUUUUUGGUGGUUAAAUAUUAAACUGUUAUACCAGUUCAUAUCCAAGAAAUUACAAUAGUGCUCUUCUUUUUGUACAUUGAUGUUGGAAUUAUUGAUACAUUGUCAGCUGGUCAGCCUGGUGAUAGUGGCAACAUUGGUCAUUAAAAAUGGGAAUUACAAGUU